This is a messenger RNA of Cordyceps militaris CM01, 1842 nucleotides long. RefSeq names its product chromatin assembly factor 1 subunit A, putative. The coding region runs from base 1 to 1842 and encodes 613 amino acids. Lineage: Eukaryota; Fungi; Ascomycota; Sordariomycetes; Hypocreales; Cordycipitaceae. Gene Ontology annotation, biological process: nucleosome assembly. The record is from RefSeq and is a predicted model, not a curated record. The transcript is spliced from 3 exons. Gene Ontology annotation, cellular component: CAF-1 complex; nucleus.
AUGUCGGCCAACGUGCAGGAGCCUAAAUCAGGCCGCAAACGCAGCCACGAGGAAUUCUCCGGCGAUGAAGGCAGAGAAAACACCCCCAUAGACGACAAAAUGCCCUCACAGUGUCAUGUGCGUCCAUCGGGCGAUUCUCUCUUGCCGCCCGUCUCCAGCGACCUUCUAUGUUGCUCGCCCCGAGGCUCGCCUACUAUUCCGGAACCUGGGAGCAGCACCGCUGCCUGCAACUCGCCGACACCCGAAACGCCCCCAAAGGCCAACGGCUCGCAACCAGCUGGCACAGCACAAAGCUCAAACCCUCCUGUGAAGCGCAAGAAGCUGACCGCUGCGGAGAAGGAGGCGCGCGACAAAGAAGCCACUGAAAAGAAGGAGCAAAAGGAGCGCGAGGCUGCAGAAAAGAAAAAGGAUCGCGACGAAAAGGCGGCCAUCAAGGCUGCCGAAAAGGCUAAGCAAGAAGAGGAAAAGGUCGCACGCCAACAGGAAAGGGACGACAGGCGCAAGAAGAAGGAGGAAGAGGAAAAGCUAAAGGCAGAGCAGCGUGAGGAGAAGAAGAAGCUCAAGGAGGAUGAGGAGAGACGCGCUCAAGAAGAAAAGGAAAGAAAGGCUCGCGCUCAACCCAAGCUGAUGAGCUUCUUCAAAGCUCCUACGACGCCCAAGAAAGCUGCACCCACUGCCGCCACGAGUGUAAGCCCAGCAAAGGGCGUAACUGGCACGCCCGAUAGAAAGCCCACAGUUACGCCGUACGAGGCAAUGUUCAACCCCUUCUUCAUCAAAGAGCACACUCGAAUGGCUGCCAGCCCGUGCAGCAUGGACCAGGCGACGCGCGAACUCAAGUCAAAACUCCUGGACGAGUUCAUUGCAGGAGAGCGCAGGGCUGACGUUGCAUUUAACCCUAUGUCUCUAUUUACACUGCCUUGUGCAAGGAAACCCCGUGGGAAGGAGUACCCACCGGUGCGCCAUAUCAUGGAAGCGGUAUAUAAAGAGAUGGAGCGCUUAGGUACCACUGCUUCAGCAGACAUCCUCGAAGCUGCCAGAAAGAAGCUGGUCGGUAUUCCUGUCAAAGUGAUUUCCUUUUCGCGGGAUGUCCGGCCUCCAUAUUACGGCACUAUUACCCAUGCACCGUUCAUCCUGGGCCAGAAGAAUAUGAGGAAAGUCGCGCGUCAAUCGGCGAGCCGAUGCCUGCAACUGGAAUAUGAUGAUGAUUCAGAAGCCGAGUGGCAGGAAGAAGAAGGCGAGGACCUGGACGCCGACGACGACGAUGAGGAAAUGGACGACGAAGACGACUUGGACGGUUUUCUUGAUGAUUCUGAAGAGUCUGGACUGACUCGCCGCACGUUUGGGAACACCAUGGAACCCGAAACCACUGGGAUAUGCUUCGAAAAUGAGAACCGCAAGGCAUCCAGUCAAGCCGCCACAGAUAAUAAGAUGGAAAUGAUCCUGGACACUUUCUACCAAAACGCCACUAUAGACCCUUUUGCGACUUUGUAUUGGGAACCGGACCCCAAACCAGUCCCUGUCAAGGUGACUUUGACAGUUCAAGCCGAAAAAAUGCCACCGCCACCAACCCCCGCCAAUGCAUUUACUGGUCGCAGUGGCGGUAGUGCCGAAAGUUCACAGACAAGACUGGUCAAGGCCGAGCUCAUGAAUGACAUCAAGAAGGCCAUUUUGCAAAACAAGGCGCUCUCGAAAGCUGGCAUUAUUGAUUUUCUUUUUCAGAACUUCCGUGACAGCGUGUCCCGCGUGGAGGUAAAGAACACUUUGGAGCUUGUUGCUGAAAAGAAGGGGACUGGCAGGGUGAAGGAGUGGGAUCUGAAGCCCGGGCACGAAAUUUCUCUGUAG